Molecule: messenger RNA, 360 nt
Organism: Ostertagia ostertagi
Lineage: Eukaryota; Metazoa; Nematoda; Chromadorea; Rhabditida; Trichostrongylidae
Source: the annotation of a GenBank genome assembly
AUGGGCGAUCAUGUUGCUAAAUCGGAAGAUCCACUCCGUGAGCAGAAGGGCGUUGAAUUGCGUGUGGUCAAGCAAGAGGUAGAUGAAGAAGCUGAGACCUGUGCCACUGCAUCAACUUCUGAAAUUCCACCUGCAAACGAAGUGGUGGCUGGCUACGAAGAAACGGAAAGGGGGGGGGUUGAGCCGUCCAAUCGAGUUAGCCAACGCGCAGCUGCUGAAACUGCAAGCAAUUUACGCGCCGGUCAGGCAACUCGCGAAAUCUUCGAGCUUAGUCCGCUUGAAAGGAGAAUUCGUCAGAAUCGUGGUUACAAUGAGAACGACUGGACGAGUGAAGAGCUGAAAGCGCUCUAUGAAGGAUAA